AUUUCAAAUUAUAUUUUACUUACGUUGACUUUUUCUUUUUGCUGAAAUGUAAUAUCUAUAUAUCAAUCAAAAUAGUGUUUACAAAAAUAGAUCCAUAGGAAUUUUUUAGAAGAUCAAAAUUGAUUUUUUUUAAAAUAAGGAUUUUCAACUGGCUUGGAAAUCUUGAGCCUAUAACCCAACUGACUUGUGUUCCAUCCUCAGUAUCUGAUAGUUUUGCUUUAAUGACUUCAGUCGAUUGCUGAUAUGUGUAUGAGUGAUGUUUGGUAACUCUCUUAGUGAGUGAUAAGACUGCUGAUUCUUACUGUCAUUACGAUCUUCAGAUCAAAUUGUUUGUUGAUUGAAAAGUGAGUUUGACAAGCCCCAAGCCAUGCUCUUUUAACCUCGUACCUUUUAUUGUGCAUUGCAUGAUCUACCAACCCGGUUUAUCUUCUCUCAGCAGCUCUGAGUAGAACAUGUCCCAUAACUUACGUGAAUUCAAUGCUGUUGAAAACUUUGAAUAAGUUAAAAAUUAAUUAUGUGUGCCCAAAAGUGUUGUAUGUCAUUAUCUGAAUCAAUUUGUUUAUAGAUAAGUUUCAUUGAUAUUGAGCAUCACAAUUUAGUUUCAAAAUAAUAAAAAGUUAAAACAUGUGUUAUUAAUAUUAUUGGUUAUUAAAAAUUAUGACAUUUUUUCAUUGUAAUUAUUAAGAAGCCAAUUUUUUUAUAAUUUUUGUUUUUGUUAUAUAUUAAAUUUCAUCAUAUGUAUUCUGCAAACAAAGAAUUAUUGCAUUUGGUUUAAAUAAAAAAUAUUUUAUUUGUUGUAUAAGUAAUAAUAUUUUUUAUUUUAUAACAUGUAUUUUUAAUGAUUUUUAUUAAUUUAAUUUCUGUCGUAGAAUGUUAAUUUUAUUAAACAAAAUUAUUAUAACAUGUUUAAUAAAAUAAAGUAGAAUUAUUAUUUGGAAAUAAAGGAAAAUAUAAUGUGGUGUGUUAAAAAUUAAAAAAAGGUCUUGAAUUAAUCAUCUUUGUAUAUAGUCAUACAACACCUAUUUUAGGGUAAACAUAUCCUGAAUGUGAUAACUAAAUUGAAUAAUAUAUACACAUAUUAGACACAAAAUUUAAAAUAAAAAUUAUUAGUAUAAUAAUACCACCUGUACUUGAAAGUUCAGUGGCACAAUAUACAGUCCUAACGAUCAUCAUAUAAUAUUCAUAUUCCAACAUAAGCGUUAUGAGUAAUUGGAAAAUCAUUUACAGAAUUAUCAUGUUCUUUAUUAUCCAACCAAUUAUUAUUAAAAAUAUUUAAAAAUAUACUUAGAAUUUGUAAAUGUUCUUUGUUCAAUGUUUUCAUAGAGAGCUUUUGGUAUAUCAUUAACAUUUAAACUAUAUAAAACCUAAAAUAUUGUUAUAUAAUUAAAUAUUUCAUUUAAUAAUAUCUAGAAAUUAUAUUUUUUAUCCAAAAUUAAAAUUGUUUUCUAAAAUCUAAAUUUUCAAUAAUAUAUUUUAAUUUUUAAAGGAAAAUAUUUCAAUAUAACAGUAUAAUUUAGUAUAUAUACUUAAAUAAGAUACAUUAUUUUUAAUAAAAAAUAUAUAAAAUUAUGUAAUAUAUAAUAUAUAAUUAUAUAAAAUGAAGUAAUAAAAACAUAUUUUAUAUGUGAUAAUUUUAUAUGAUUGUUUAUACGUAAAUAAUAUAUUGGUCUAUCAAUCUUUGUUAAUAAGCAUAUUUAACGAAGAAAAAAUACAUUAUUCAUUAAAGAGGUAAAAGAUUCUUAUAUCAUUGUUUUAUAGAUUAAAAAUGAUUAAACAUGAAUAAAGGUAACAAUAAUGCGGUAAAACUGAAAUUCCCCUCAUUAGUAAGAUCUUACAUUUUCUGUAGCAUGAUGAUUUUAUAGCAUACUGCUAAUGUUUUAUUAUUAGCUAUGCAAAUACGAACAUAAUAGUUUUACAGUUAUGUAAAAUAAAUAUAAAACUAGAUCUCGAUCCACCUAAUCGCGCGGUGUUUAUUUUUAUAUAAACAUUUUGUUUUCAAUUCUUCAUAGGUAUAUAUUAGUAUCAUAUAUAUGAGGUGUGUCUAUCACUUUUUAAAACAUAAUAAUUUUAUUAUAUAUUUUUUUAUUGAUAUUUAUUCAUAUUUUACUGUUUGUCAUAUUUUUUUAAUAAAAAACAACUGUAAGAUAAUAUAGAAGUUAUUCAAAGUUAUUAUGUAUUACAGUUUGUAAUUAUAUAUAUGGAGAUACACAUUAGUUGUUAUCAUUUUCUUACAUCAAUUAUCUUAUUCAUGUUUACUUAGAGUUCAAUGUUUUGUAUAUUCAAUAUUUAUAGGUAAUAUAGAAAUAGUUAGAAUCAUCAUCAUUGUUUUUGUGAUAACACUUAUAUUGAGCAUUGAAUAGUCAACUUCUAUGCAUGCUAGGGGUCCACCCCCACAAAUAAGGAGGGGGGGGGGGGGGGAGAGGGGGGGGGUUUACUAUAUUUCUUUUUAUGUUUUACUAGUGGUCUCUCCGUGUUUCAUGCAGAAAUGUUUUCUUUGUUUUGUAUAAUGUGUUUAUUUUGUGGGUUUAAAUAUUUGGCUAAUUUAUAGGUAUAGAAUAAUAUGUUGUAAAAUAUUUUAUAAUCGUUGUUGAGAUAUUAUGGCUUAGGUAUUAUGGUCCUUCAGUUUAACUAAUUUGUGUUUUACAAUUGUAUAUUCCCAUUUAUGCUUAUAUCUAUUCUCGGAAAUCAUUAGAAUUAUGUUGAUUUUUGAUGUUAUAUGUCGUUAUGUGUAUUGAGUAUUUUUUUAAAAAAAAUACGAUUAUUGACUUGAAGUUCCACUUGGAGACAAAAUUUUGGUGUCACAUUGCUGCUAAACUGAUUUGUUUUAAUUAAAAAAAUCCAAUCUAGUUCUUAAAAUAAAACCCGAAUUCUCUAGCUUAAAGUAUGAACACAAAUUGUUUAGCUUGUUUGUAUCAAAAAUACAUUUAGCAUUGAUUUUUGAUGUUAUUGCGGUAACAUGUAAUCAUAGUUAUAUAUUCUUAUAAUAUUUUCAUGUAAAAUGGUAGCCUCGUAAAUCUAACUCAAUAUAUAUUUUGUCAAGUUAUUUCGUUAUAUUAAUUUUAUAUAACCAACACCAAAGAUCAAGCAUGAAAAUAUGGAUUUUGGUCUUUACUUAGAAAACAAAGGGUACUGAAUGAUAUGACUUAUUUAAUUCUUGGACGAAAAUAGUUUUUUAGGGGUUUUCUAUAAUUGUAUAUAAUUUAUAUCUUAAAUAUAAAAAGAAGAGAGAAGAUAUUGCAUGAAUAAUGUAUUAUGGUAUGAAAACUUAAAAGCGUGUUUCUUAGACAUACCUAAAACAAAAAAUAAAACAAAAAAAGUUGCUAUACAAAUUAGAGAUGAGUAUGUUAUUAUCAUUGUUCUAAGCAUACUUCUCAGGUUUAGUUAGGUGGAGGAUGAGAUUAACUGACCAGUAAGAAGGCUCUUUAUGGCGAGGAUUGUAGCCUCCAAGAAGACAAUUUGAUUUCAGUGGUGCUUGGAUUUUUUUCAAUCAUUAGAAACCUAGCAAGAAGCCCAUUAAUCACAAUAGCAAAAAGGGCGAGAAUCAUAUUAAAAAGAGGUGAUGUGGCACUGCGAGAUAAUCUUACCUCAGCGCAGACAACAUCCAAGGCAAAUCGGUUUGAACAGCUAAUCACCGCUUGCUGAACAUCUAAAUCCACGAUUAUUCAGGUUUUAUGGUUGCUAGCAAAACACCAGGUCAACGACAAAAAAUCACGCGAAUGUUCACUGCUCUUCCUUCCCUUAGUCUAACCUCAACCUGUGGAUAACAAAAACGCAGAAUAAAUGUCUUAACCUAUGAAACGAAAAUUACUCAAGAAGCUUUGUUUAUGCCUUAUUUCUUGCUUGUUGGCCUUUAGGGCUGGCUAAGAUGAGGGACAUCAUUCUCCCUUCACACGGCAAGAAAGAGUAUCAGGUGCAGGUGUUAAUGGAUGGAAGCUUGUUGAAGCUGGAGGCAAAGAUCCAGGUGGAGUUCACUCAAGUUUGUUGUGAAGAUCAUCGAUCCUUUGUAAACGUUCGUUGAGAUCAUUGAUUGCAUCUCCAAGUAUUUAUGAUCCAUCUAUCUGCAAAUGACAUACAAAUCCACUAAAAAUGCUAGGAGUUUUUAGCUCAGGCCAAAUAAAGGCAACAAACAUGACACAAAAUCUCUCCAACUCUUGAACACUUGCAAAAACCAAGAGACAUCAAUUACCCAAUCAUAAACUCUCGCUCAGAUCUGUAUUUUCUUUUCUAAUGACUAAAUUAGAGAAAUAGUCACAAUGUUUAAGUAUUCACACUUGCUCUACCAAUGAAACUAAGAACAUGCUUAUGGUACUGAAAGUAAUCCGUUCAUCCGGUUUUUGGUAUAUGUGGAAAGGUUUAAUAAAAUUGAUUUGGCUACUUAUAUCAUGAAAGUGUACUUACUUUUUCGGUCACAUAUCCAUUUAGAAUUCAAGAGUUAACCGUGCUUGAACUGGACCUAUUGGAAAGUGAUUCGUGUUAUCGUACAAGUGAGGCUAGAGCAAGGAGAAAGGUCAUGUGGUGAUUGAAGAAUCAAUAAAAAAGACUUCUAAGCCCCUGUAAAAUUAACGCACCACUCAUCAUUCAUAAAAGGGUCAACAAGCCGAGUAAGCGAGUGUGGAAAGACGAUUAGCCAUAGACAGCCGGGACGUUACAAAUGGUAUCAGGGCUGGUUAAAACUAUUUUAAUUAGAUGGUCUGAUAAUUAAUUAACGUUCUUUAAUUAUAGCUUAGUGUAUUUAAUGAACCCAUUUAGUUUCCCUUACAUUACAUAUCUUUGAAUCUGUUAAAUAUUAAUUGGGCAGUAAUAUAAAAUAAUACAAUUGUUGUCUAAAUUACAUCGAGUUAGUUACCAAUUUUUGGCAAGCUCCAAAGGUGGACAAGUACAUAUAACUUUAGCAAAUUUUACUAGGUUUAACGUCAGUUUUAAAUUGAAAACAAAGGUUCUUGCAAAUUCUUAUUAUGUCUACAAAUUUAUAACAUAUUACAAAGCUCAUUUAGUACACGAGUGUGCUUGAUGAAACAAUUUAGUUCCCCGGACGUUACAUAUGUUUCAUAUAAUAAUCUGUCAAAUUUAAUUGAACAGAAAAUAUAAAAGGGGAAAUUUGGAAUAUACUCUGCAAAUAGAUUUUAUUUUGAAAAAUACACUGUGUUUUAUUUCUUUUGAAAACUACACUUUUUGUUAAUUUAAAUGACUAAAUUAUCCUAACAAAAAAUAUAUAAUUACAUUAAAAAUUUAAAUUCAAUAUUUUGAAUUUUUUUUUAAUUUAAAUGACAAAUAGUAAAAAAAAUGAAAACAAUCAUAGUUGAAGUCUUUAACUUGAAGACACAAUCUUUUGUGUAAAGCAAAAAUUUCAUGUACUUUGGAACUUAGCAAAUUUUGAUCUAAUGCUAUUGUGCUUUAUAAGUUUUGAAUACUUCCCCUCUGUUGAAGUUUUGAACAUACUCAUGACUAAUGCAACAACUUAUGACCUCAUGAAUUUAUCACUUAAUGGAGAAAUGUCUUUUUUUAUUGUGACAAGUUCAGUGUGAUGGUGACUUUUAAUAUGUAAAAUCUUACAUAAUGCAUUAGGAAAGUGAUAAUUUUUUUCCAUAAUAAUUUCUGUUUAUAUAAGAUUAAUAGUUUUUUAAAUGAUAAACAUUGAAUUUUUAAAUUAUUUUUCCAAUUCUAUAUUUAAAUUAUUAAAUCGUUAAUAUAUCUUACCUCAAUAGUUUCGAAAUUUAAAUUUUUAUAAGAUAAUAUUUAACUGAAAUUGGAAAUGUCUUUUUACAUAUAGGACAAGUGUAAUUUUCAAAAACAAAUUAAAUCAAAGCAUUUUUUUCAAAUUUGAUAGCAUAAACAGAGUAUUUUCCUGAUUAUCUUAAGAUAGAAUAAUAUAAUUUGUGAUUAUAAUUACACAGAGUAAAUAAUAUAACCGCUUCUUGGCAUGUGCCAAAGGUGCACACGCACUGACACCACAUAGUAUAAUUUAGGCAGAUGUAAAUUAGAUUAAAGUCAGUUUUUAAAUCAAAAAGUUAAGGUAAUUUUUGCAUUUUCUUAUUAUAAUUACAAAAUUAGAACAUAUUAUAAAGCCCAUUUAGUUCAUAAGUGGUAAAAAAUUUAGUAUCAGUUUGAUUUUUUUUUUUAGAAGUUUAAACUUAGUAAAACAUUUUGAAUUUGGACUUUUUCUUUAUCCCUCUGUUUUCGCCGCCAAAAAUAUGCACACUAUUCUCUUCUAUCUAAUGAGCCAUUCAAUUAAAAUCCUUUUGAAAAUCUUAUAUAUAACUGUCAGUCUCAACACAUCAUUUAUGAAAACCACCCUUUACUGAAAAACAAUAAAAUCUAAGAGAAUGAAAUUUUCAUAUUCUCUACCCAAACGAUUUGUUUCCCCUAUUUUAGCUAUGCAGUUCCUCAUCAUACAUAGUGUUUCUUCAUUGAACCUUACCAAUGAGUAUCUCAACCACAAAUGCUUCCUUGAUCAAGGAAUAUAUAAUACUGGAAGUGAGUACGAGGACAGCCUCAACAUAAUUUUACGUAGUGUUCGUACUGGUAGUUAUUAUAAGAACGGUUUCAUGCGCACAAGCAGAGGUCGUGAACCUGCUCCUGAUGCUGUCACCGUCAUGUUCCAGUGUCGUGGUGACUCUUAUGGGUCUAAAUGCCGUACAUGUGCUGACACCGCAGUCGCAGGGUUUCGUAGAAGAUGUCUAAGGAACAAAGGAGGAAUAAUAUGGUACGACCAAUGUUUUCUCUGGGUUAGUGCAAUCGGUGAAGACAUGCCAAUCAAUACUAAUUACAAGAAUAUGUUUUCUAUGUACAACCCAAAUAACGUAAGAGGGGAUGCAAAAUUGUUUGCCAAGAGGGUGGUGGAUUUUUUUUCUGAGCUAACACUUAAGGUUGAUAAGAAUACCGAAGUCGGCUCUGUCGUCAUACUUUACGCAGAAGGGAAAAAGAAGCUUGGGAAAAAUACAUUGUAUGCAAUGGUGCAGUGCGUAGAACUAACAAUAGAUUGUAAAAGUUGUUUGACAUGGAGUAUCUUAAAGCUUUUCAAGAACGACGACAUUAAACAAGGAGGGAGAGUUUUGGGUUCGAACUGUGAAGUAAGAUACGAGCUAUACCCUUUUAUUAGGAGUUAAGCAUCUUUUACGGUGGUGAUGAAUACAUCUGCUUCAUAAUUUCCAAUUAUGCUUUAGUUUUGUUUAGUUUUUUUUUGGCUCAAAUUUAAUACAUAUAUUAAUAAAUAGAGUUGUUAAGAAACAGAUCCAAAGAAAUUGUUUAGAAGAUCAAAAUUGAUUAUUAUUUUUGUUAAACAAUGAUUUUCAACUGGCUUGGAAUUCUUGAGGCCAUUAUUCAACGGAAUUGUGUUUCAUCUUCA
Molecule: messenger RNA, 7345 nt
Organism: Brassica rapa (field mustard)
Lineage: Eukaryota; Viridiplantae; Streptophyta; Magnoliopsida; Brassicales; Brassicaceae
Product: putative cysteine-rich repeat secretory protein 35
Source: RefSeq, a predicted model, not a curated record